CGAAAUGUCUCCUUCCUCAGGCGUCUUGACCACUUCAAGUACCUGAAGUAUCUAUACCGAGUACCAUGGAAAGCAAUGACCAUCAAUGUCACCACUCCCUGACCAUGCCCUAAACUACUACUAGCGUCAAUCACCACCACCAGCAACCAGACAGCCAUGGCUCACCACUGGCCAUUACCCAGUCCCCCCAGCCACACAACACUGCUCAUCGUAACCUCCAUCUUCUGUCUGACAUCCCUAACCUCCGUAACGCUUCGAUUCUACGCACGCAAACUAGCUCGUCUAGACCUCUGCGCAGACGACUGGUUCGCGCUCGCCGCCCUAAUCCUCACCCUAACAUACAACGCGACUCUCCUAUCCGGCACAUCCCACGACAUCAUCGCCAACUACACCCCAACCCACCUCACCAGCACAACCACCCCGGAGGCCAAAAAAUACCAACUUGCCCUCCAACUCCUCGAAAUCCUCUCCCUCGGGCUCAUCAAACUAUGUUUCUUCACCCUCUGGAAACGCGUCUUCAUCACACAUCCAAUCCGGCAUCUCUGUUCCAUCCUAAUCAUCACCAUACUCCUCUGGAUGAUUGCAUUCCUCCUCGCAACGAUCUUCCAAUGCGGGACGCACGUUUCCCGAAUCUGGAUGGACGCAGAUCCCACCACGACAGCGUCCUGUACCAAUGGAGGCACAACCCAACUAACUAUCUACGCCCUAACGGACCUCAUCACUAACAUCCUGAUAACCCUCAUCCCCGUCCCCAUUAUCUGGAGUUUACGUAUGUAUGUGGUCAAGAAAGUAGGGAUGGUGGUGCUUUAUGGUGUUGGGAUUUAUUUAACCGCCAUCUCCAUCGCAAGAACCUACAUGACGCUCAUCAUCAUACAUACAACUACUAAUCGUCCCUUCAUGGAGAAUUUUGGUGUAUUGGUGCUGUGGGCUGCGAUUGAGAUUAAUGUUGGGGUUGUGGUUUGUUGUGUUACGGUUGUUUUGAGGGGGGUUAGGGAGGUGAGAGCUGAGAAACGGAAGAAGGAGUUUCAUGUUUUGUCGGGGGUUGGGCCGAAGAAGUAUGUGGUGAGGGGGGUUGGGGGUAGGGAUAAGGAUGGGGAUGGGGAUGGGGAUGAUUGA
Aspergillus ibericus CBS 121593 is the source of this 1116-nucleotide messenger RNA. RefSeq lists its product as uncharacterized. Bases 157 to 1116 code for a protein of 319 amino acids. The record is from RefSeq and is a predicted model, not a curated record. NCBI's taxonomy places the organism in Eukaryota, Fungi, Ascomycota, Eurotiomycetes, Eurotiales, Aspergillaceae. The transcript is spliced from 4 exons.